Cydia strobilella is the source of this 2067-nucleotide messenger RNA. Its product is annotated as pre-rRNA-processing protein TSR2 homolog. The record is from RefSeq and is a predicted model, not a curated record. Gene Ontology annotation, cellular component: nucleus. The coding region runs from base 150 to 695 and encodes 181 amino acids. Lineage: Eukaryota; Metazoa; Arthropoda; Insecta; Lepidoptera; Tortricidae. Gene Ontology annotation, biological process: maturation of SSU-rRNA from tricistronic rRNA transcript (SSU-rRNA, 5.8S rRNA, LSU-rRNA). The transcript has a single exon.
GCAUUAAUUAUUCCACGUGCUUUUUAGUAGUGGAAAGAAAAGCCGAUAUUAUACGGAGUAAGAAAUUAUAUCCAUGAUCUACAAAAUGUGAAGUGCCGGCUAACAUAAUUUUUAAUUAUUUUGUAACACCUCUUUCCGUAUUGUUAAAAAUGGCUAUGUUGUACGACGAAUUUAAACCACUCGUAGAUCUGGUUCUAAACAAUUGGACUGCUUUGCAAUUGGCUAUAGAUCAUGGAAUGGGUUCCAGUGGACCGAAAACAGGUCAACUCGUAUCGGACUACAUAACCCGGUACUGUGUUGAAAACUUGGGAGGAGACGUUGAUAACUUUACUGAAGUGUUAGAAGACUUGAUGGAUGAAGAAUUCGAUACUGUGUGUGAGGAUAAUUCACCUAAGGAGGUGGCAAUAGUACUGCUACAAUACUUCACACUACUCAGAGAGGGUAAACAAGAUGAACUACAAGCAAGAAUUGCUGCAAUGCCCGUUUGCCAAAAGGGACUAAGCCAAAAUGUUAGACAACCAAUUAAUCCUGGUGAUCCUGACGAUGCAGACAGCAGUAGUGGAGAUGAAGUUAAUGAUGCACCUACAAAUGGCACUGUACCACCAUUAGUACAUAAUCAACAACCAGAGCCUGAACCAAUGGAUGAAGAUAUAGACCCAGGCUGGACAGUAGUGAGAACUAGGAGAAAAAAGUAGUUUAGUCUGUAAAUAAACUAGCUGCAUUAUAAUAUAUGUUUAGUUUUAAGGUGUAAACCAGCAGCAGAAGCAGCUAUAGCAGAUAUAGUACUAAAACAUCUAUCAAAUGAAAGAAUUUUAGUUCUCUGCCAAAGAACAAAGUAUCCCCAAUACACAAAGUAUCAUGAUAGUGUUGCAAAAAUAUUUGAUUCCUCUAUAUGUUUAUAUAGCUACUGCUGCAAACAGUACCAACAAAACUCCAUUGCUAUAUGAUAAGAACACACUUCUAAAUAAAUGUAUUUGUAUGAUUGUUGGUAACAAAGGUUACUAAUAGUAUUUUAGUAAUAGUGUUUUAGUGAUAUAAUAGAGAGCUUUUCAGUCGAGUACCGUGUUUAAGCAACGAAACUUGCUGAGUUGCUUAAGUUAAGGUACGAGAUUGAAAAGCUUGAUUAUAUCACUAUUGUAUACAAUACUUUUUCUACGAGACAAAAAAAUAAUACUUUCAACUAGUAAUCAUAUAGGUAAACAAACCAAAAGUAUACAGCUAAGAUAUGCGAGCUGCCGCAGCCCGCGAUACCUCGCGCCCCGACCGCCGGGCCCGGCGUCCCCGGCGGGUUGGUCAACGACACCUCCUCGUAACUCAUGAGGCCCUGGUACUUGCUCCUUGCUAAAUUCAAUUUUAAAACAGUUUUUUUCUCGAUUUUGGCCACCGUGGCCUAUGGAGACUAACAAGCAACGCUAAGCGGUUUUCGUAGGGUAUGGAUGUUGCUAUAUGAACAUGUCACAUGCGCGCUUCUGACUUACGAAGCAAUUGUUUCUACUACAACAUAAAAUAAAAUUAUUUUGUUGGCCGACCAAUCACAAAGCAGAUGCGACGCAGCAGCGUGUUUAAGUAGGCUAAUUUGCAUAGAAUCGAGUCUCCUUAAACAAGAAAUAUUUUAUCGAAAUGUAUGAAGUUCUAUUUUCAAAAUUUUUAUAAUUGACUAAACCGUAUCGAUAAAAUUCUUAUGCUUGAGUCGGAAGUGCCAUAGACUAUCCAACGUUGAAAAGAGUAAGGUUGUAGUGUUGCAUAUGAAGUUGUAAUACACAGAUUAUACUCGACAAGUAGAAAAAUUAAAUAUUUAUAACAAAUUAAGUUAUGUUAAUUUGGCAUAUUAUUUUUCAUCUCUCCUAUUAGGAAAGUUCACCUUUCAUAGGCUGAUAACCGGGUGGAAAAUUGCAUUUCCCACCCUAGGGUAGAAAGUAAUUUUUUAUUUAUUUGUACUUCGAGCAACAGCUAACAGUCAUAUUAUUAUACACUAUUAUUAUUCUGUUAAAAGCUCUCAUAUUAUCUUCCGCAUUUUCAGACCAAGUACCUAUUAUCGUAAUUAAAUGACAAUUGCAUUGCAUUAUU